This is a messenger RNA of Hibiscus syriacus, 1646 nucleotides long. Its product is annotated as beta-glucuronosyltransferase GlcAT14A-like. The record is from RefSeq and is a predicted model, not a curated record. The transcript has 4 exons. The coding region runs from base 104 to 1402 and encodes 432 amino acids. Gene Ontology annotation, cellular component: membrane. Gene Ontology annotation, molecular function: glucuronosyltransferase activity. Lineage: Eukaryota; Viridiplantae; Streptophyta; Magnoliopsida; Malvales; Malvaceae.
AUUAGAUCAGCUCUCAAGUUUUCUAUCAUACUUUCCCUCAAUCCAAACACUAGAAAAGGCGAGAAAAACUCGUCCAGAAAAGAAAUUUUGAGCUUAAAAAAGGAUGAAGAAAUUAAGAACCUGUUACUCGCAGUUUCGUCACAACAGCAAUCAAGCAAUGGAGCGAAAAUGGAUCUUGCCGUUAGCUGUUGGCUCCAUCGUUUCAUUGUUUCUACUCUUUAUAACAACUUUAACCUCUUUCGAUGGCUCCCCGUUUCUUUUCUUCUACCAUCCCUCCGCCGUAAUCGGCGGUUCCUCCCCUUUCGUGGAGAGCCAACUCAAACCCAUCCCUGUCUCAACUCUCCCUCCACCUCCCCGCUUCGCUUACCUCAUUUCGGGCUCCGCCGGCGACGGUCGGAUGCUGAGGAGGACCCUUUUAGUCCUUUACCAUCCUUUGAAUCAAUACGUGGUUCAUCUUGACCGGAAAGCUAGCUCCGAGGAGAGGCUCGAUCUGGAGAAGUAUGUGAAAGAUCAUCAAGUGUUUAAUAGAUUUGGGAAUGUUAGGAUGAUUGUGAAAGCUAAUUUGGUUACUUAUAGAGGUCCUACUAUGGUUGCUAAUACGCUUCACGCUGCUGCAAUUUUGUUGAAAGAAGGUGGAGACUGGGAUUGGUUUAUUAAUCUCAGUGCUUCUGAUUAUCCCCUUGUUACUCAAGAUGAUCUGUUCCACACAUUUUCAUACUUGCCGAGGGAUCUGAAUUUCAUUGAUCAUACAAGCAAUAUUGGGUGGAAAGAGUCGCAUAGAGCAAAGCCAAUUAUUAUAGAUCCAGGGUUGUAUAGUGUGAAAAAAUCUGAUGUGUUUUGGGCUACUCAAAGGAGAAGUGUGCCUACUGCAUUCAAACUCUUUACAGGCUCUGCUUGGAUGGCACUUUCUCGAUCUUUCAUCGAUUACUGCAUUCGGGGAUGGGACAACCUACCUCGAACCGUCCUCAUGUACUAUGCUAACUUCUUAUCGUCUCCGGAAGGUUACUUCCACACCGUGAUUUGUAAUGCUCAAGAAUUCCGCAACACUACUGUAAACAGUGACCUCCAUUUUAUAUCGUGGGAUAACCCUCCUAAGCAGCAUCCUCAUCUCCUCAAGCUUGCCGACAUGGAACGGAUGAUUAACAGCAAUGCCCCUUUCGCAAGAAAGUUCCCUUGGGAUGAUCCGGUGCUAGACAAGAUCGACUCCGAGAUCUUGUCUCGGGGUCCUGACAUGUUUACUCCCGGUGGUUGGUGUGUAGGAAGCGCGCAAAACGGAAGUGAUCCUUGUUCUGUUAUCGGUAAUACAACAGUCAUCAAGCCUGGCCCUGGAGCAACAAGGUUGGAAACCUUGAUCAGUGCUCUUCUAUCCAAUGACAAUUUUCGACCGCGGCAAUGCAAAUGAUACCAUCAGAAACUUGGUUAGUGGGGCACUCAUACCGGUUAGGGUUCGGUUAUACAUAAAUCAGAAGACGAAGAUGAAGUCGGUGCAUCAAGUGUUCAGCAUAAAAUUAUGGAUUACAAGUUACCAAAAUGGAUAAACUACAUUAACAGUUACUGAACUUUUAGGUUGCUACUAAUUUCGUCACCAAAAUAAUUGUAGUUCAAAAAUAUUACUCAAUUGUUAAUUAACGACAUCUGAGUGAGCA